Molecule: messenger RNA, 1576 nt
Organism: Callorhinchus milii (elephant shark)
Lineage: Eukaryota; Metazoa; Chordata; Chondrichthyes; Chimaeriformes; Callorhinchidae
Gene: acaa1
Product: acetyl-CoA acyltransferase 1
Exons: 13
Coding region: 160-1428 (422 amino acids)
Biological process (GO): fatty acid beta-oxidation; phenylacetate catabolic process
Cellular component (GO): peroxisome
Molecular function (GO): acetyl-CoA C-acyltransferase activity
Source: RefSeq, a predicted model, not a curated record
AGGCAGUGCGGCCGACCGGCUGUUGUUUGCAGUACUUGGCAGUAGCCGCUUGCCAUACAGGAGCUGCUUUUCACGUCACGAAGGGAGGAGGGCUGAUCCUCAGCGCAGACGCGGUGGCCGAGAGCAUCCGGACAGAGGUGUCGCCCGGAAUCCCAGGAAAUGAAGAGGGUGAAAAUAAUCUUCGGUCACUUGGCUUCGGGCUCCGGGCCGGAGCGGAGUGCCUGCCGAGCCGGGCAGCCCGACAGCCCCCAGGACGUGGUGGUGGUACACGGCUUGAGGACACCCAUAGGGAGAGCCAAGCGAGGGUGCUUCAAGGGCACUACACCCGAUGAGCUGUUGGCCACUGUCAUGGCAGCGGUACUGAGAGAUGUCAACCUGAGCCCACACCACCUCGGCGACAUCUGUGUUGGGAACGUGCUGCAGCCUGGAGCGGGAGCUUUCAUGGCGAGAGUGGCUCAGUUUCUCAGUGGCAUUCCAGAGACUGUCCCCCUCAGCUGCGUGAACAGGCAAUGCUCAUCCGGGUUACAGGCCUUCAUCAACAUAGCAGGAGGUAUUAGGAACGGGUCCUAUGAUCUCGGACUGGCCUGUGGGGUCGAGAGCAUGAGCCUCCGUAGCGCAGGUGAUCCUUCCAGCCUCGGGGACGUCAGUGACCGGAUGAUGGAGCACGAGAAAGCCAGGCAGUGUCUCAUCCCCAUGGGGUUGACCUCGGAGAAUGUGGCCGAACAGUUUGGAAUUUCCAGGGAACGUCAAGACGCCUUCGCUCUGACUUCCCACCAGAAGGCAGCUCGUGCCCAGAAGGAGGGCCUGUUUGAGGUGGAGAUGGUUCCGGUGACCACCGUUGUCUCGGGCAAGACGGGUAGUUCCCAGCCCCUCACCGUGACCCGGGACGAGGGGGUGAGGCCUAGCACCUCGCUGGAGGGGCUCCGCAAACUGGCGCCCGCGUUCAAGGAGAACGGCACGACCACCGCAGGAAACUCAAGCCAAGUGAGCGAUGGGGCAGCUGCGGUGCUGGUCGCCCAACGUAGCAAGGCUGUGGAGUUGGGGCUGCCGGUGUUGGGGGUUCUCCGCUCCUACGCCGUGGUGGGAGUUCCGCCGGACAUCAUGGGAGUCGGACCGGCUUACGCCAUCCCAGCAGCGCUGGAGAAAGCGGGUCUGACCGUAGAUGACAUUGAGGUGUUUGAAAUAAAUGAGGCUUUUGCCAGCCAGGCUCUGUAUUGUGUUGAGAAACUGAACAUUCCUCUGGAGAAAGUGAACCCUAACGGUGGAGCCAUCGCCCUGGGACAUCCCCUGGGCUGUACAGGAGCGAGGCAGAUCAUCACCCUGCUGAAUGAACUCAAACGCAGGGGCAAGAGAGCUUAUGGAGUGGUGUCGAUGUGUAUCGGGACGGGGAUGGGAGCUGCAGCCGUCUUUGAAUACCCAGGACACUGAAAAGGAAUAAGCCCAAGGCCAGUGAGGGGGGAAAAGAGGGUGUCCCCAAAAGAGUUAACAUACUAACUUUCAAAGGUUAAGGGAAUUGGACAACGGUUUCAAAAAGGAAAACCUUGCAGGGCUAUGGGGUAAGAGCGGGGGAGUGGGG